Molecule: messenger RNA, 10350 nt
Organism: Stegodyphus dumicola
Lineage: Eukaryota; Metazoa; Arthropoda; Arachnida; Araneae; Eresidae
Gene: Cds
Product: CDP-diacylglycerol synthase
Cellular component (GO): endoplasmic reticulum membrane
Molecular function (GO): phosphatidate cytidylyltransferase activity
Source: RefSeq, a predicted model, not a curated record
AAGUUGGCUUGGCUGCCAAUCUCCUGUUUUGUUUACCACUGUUUGAUGUGUUACGGAUUAUGUUGACGGUACUGAGUCAUUAAAAGAUUCUUGAUAGCGUAAUUAUAGAAAAAAUAUUUCUAUUCUUAUCUUACAAUGUCUGAUAUCCGUAAAAGAACCGUCGAAUCUCUUUCUUCUGAAGCUGAUGAGACUUCUAAAUCAGAUCCUGCAAAGAAAACAGAUGGAGGAGAUUCUGAGGAAGAGCACAUUCCAGAUGAAGCUGUUGUGGAAUCACUUGUUAAAGAAUUACCUCAAGCCUCUGAUAAAACAACUGAAAUAUUAGAUUCAGCAUUAUCCUCUUUGCCCUCAAGGUGGCGUAACUGGAUUGUCCGGGGCAUCUUUACUUGGUUGAUGAUAUUUGGUUUUUUCUUCUUAAUCUGGCUUGGACCAUUAGCUUUAGUUGUAACAACUCUUGCUGUGCAAGUCAAGUGUUUCCAAGAAAUUAUUUCCAUUGGAUAUGCAGUUUAUAGAAUUCAUGGUUUACCUUGGUUCAGAUCCCUUUCUUGGUAUUUUUUAAUUACAUCAAAUUAUUUUCUGUAUGGAGAGGGAAUUGUGGAUUAUUUUGGAGUUCUUCUGAAUCGGGCUGACUUCUUGAGGCCAUUGGUCACUUAUCAUCGUUUUAUAUCAUUCAGUUUAUAUAUAAUUGGAUUUGUCUGGUUUGUCUUGAGUCUAGUUAAAAAGUACUACAUGAAACAGUUUUCUUUGUUUGCCUGGACUCAUGUAACUCUGCUAAUUGUUGUAACUCAGUCAUAUUUCAUUAUGCAGAAUCUUUUUGAGGGUCUUAUAUGGUUCAUUGUUCCAGUAUCAAUGAUAAUCUGUAAUGAUGUGAUGGCAUACAUGUUUGGAUUUUUUUUUGGCAAAACACCUCUGAUUAAAUUAUCACCAAAGAAAACUUGGGAAGGUUUCAUAGGAGGUUGGAUUUCAACUGUUAUUUUUGGAAUGCUUAUGUCUCAUUUUAUGUGUCAGUUCAAUUACUUUGUCUGCCCAAUGGCUUAUUCUGAGAGUUUGGAAAAAGUAACUAUGGAUUGUACACCAUCACCACUUUUUCAGCUGACAGAUUACAACUUACCUGGACCUCUGCAUUCAGUCGCUUCACUGUUGAGAUUCCCCGGAAAAGUGACCAUGUAUCCAUUUGUUUUGCACUCAUUGUCACUGUCUAUGUUUAGUUCUAUCAUUGGUCCAUUUGGUGGAUUUUUUGCUAGUGGAUUUAAACGGGCUUUUAAGAUCAAAGAUUUUGGAGAUAUCAUUCCUGGGCAUGGAGGAAUUAUGGAUAGAUUUGAUUGUCAGUUCCUAAUGGCCACAUUUGUAAAUGUGUAUAUAUCCAGUUUUAUAAGAGCUCCUAAUCCUCAAAAGCUGUUACAACAAGUCUUGUUGCUGAAAACUGAACAACAGUUGCAAAUUUUUAACUCUCUUAAAGACCACCUAUUGUCCAGAGGUGAAAUACCAUCAUAAAAAUGGUGCCCAGUUAUUGUGAUUCUUAACUGACAAUUUUAAGUGAUCAUAAUCCUUUACAGAUGUCCACUCUUAUUCUAUAUAAAUAAGUAGCAUGUCAUGUGCCAAUAUCUUAGUUUAGAAUUGCAGACUUUACAGUUCUGUUGAAGCUAUGCAGUUUUCUUGGUUUUAUUUUGCAAUUUAAUUUUUUAAGUUUUAAAAUUUCUUUCUCUUUAAUAUGCAUUUAAUGUAAUUUUAAAUGAAAAAAAAAAUCAGACUGUGUUUGUUUCUUUAUAAAAAUGUUUUUUAUGUAAUAUUUUAUUAAUUCAAAAUACUUUAAUUGUAUUUUUAAAAUAUGCUAAAGUAGGCACCUAUUUAGUUUUAGAAAAUGCAAUAGAAUUUGAUAAUGUCUUAUUAAUUCAUUUGCAGAUAUAUAAAUUCCACUAGACUUUUAAACUGAAUUUAAAAAAAUUUGUUUUAAUACAAAGGAAAGAAAAUUAUAUUGAAAUUCUAUAGUUCUAUUUUCCUCAUCAUGCACUUUGCAUUCCAUGGAAAGAUAUUAAUUUGAGCUUUAAACAUCCAUCUCAUAUAGAAAUUUCACUCAACAAUUUUUGCUUGAAUUUAAUAUUGAACCACAUAUAUACAUUUCUGUCACAAUUUAAAGUUAAGAUGCAUAUUUUUGUUUUUUAAUUAGAUGUGAAUUAUUAAGUAGUAAUUUUACUGUUGUUAUAUUGCAUUUCAAAACAAGAUGACAUUUAAGACUUCUACUGGAGGCUUACGUAUGUAUUUGAUUAUGUUAAGUUCAUAAUUUUGUUUUGGAAUCUUUUACUUUGUAUAUGGAGGUUUAAAUUACUCUCUUGAAUGUAUGUAAUAUAUAAUUACAUUUUAUGUAUUUAUUUUUUAAAACUUACUUAUUUUCAUAUCAUUUUAGAACUUUGAUGUUUUAAAAUAUAUCUGAGAAAUUAUUACUAUAAUAUUGUAUAUUUUAUAGUAGUUUUAUGCAGCUUUACCUGAGUGCAAAUACAAGCUGAUAUCCUAAGUUAUAUAUAUGUAUAUAUUCUUUUUUUCUAUUGUGGAGUGAUGCUUCUGUUAUAAAUAUUUAUUCUGGAGCAUAAAUAUAUAGUUUGGUGGAAGACAUAUUUUAUAUCUUUCGAUAGUUUUAAUGACUCUGUCAUUAAAUAUAAAUUUUGUGCUUACCUAUUAUUAAUUUUAUUCUUUCUCAUGAAUAUUACAUCAGAAGGAAUGUCAGAAUGAAAAUUGAUAAUUAAAUACACCCGAGAAUAACUGCCAGUGUAUAUCAGAAUAAUCUUUUAUUGUGUUUUUUAACUGUUUUAGUAUUUUUUCUUCAAUCAAAUUAGUUCUUAAAAGAAACAAUGCAUACAUAUUUUUGCAUCAUAGCGCUAUAUCAUUGUAAUUUUUUGCUUGAAUUAUGUCUCAUUUAUUUUUGAAAUUAUGGCUAGAUUUGUCAUUCAAAAUGGUUAAAUAUUUUAUAAUAUUUUGGAAAGAUUAUAUGCAUAUUUGAAAUUUUUAAGUUUUAUUACUUACAGUUUCUUUUAGCACUAAUCUCUUGACUAAUUAGCAUAAUUGUUUUAUGUUGUUAGGUUGUGAUUUAUGUAAAGAAUUAAAAUUAAAGAAGUUUUUUUUUUUUUUUUUCUCUCUUAUCAACUAAUUUAUUCAGAAUUAGUGUAGAAUUUACUAUAAAAAUAAGUUUUUUGACGAUUUUAUCUGUAUAUAUUUUUAUGUAUGUAAUUUUUUUUUAAUUUAGAAAAGCCAAUUAUAUUAUUGUUAGGAUUUGAAAGCUGUUUAAAAGAGUUAACUGUUAAGAAGCACAAUCUACUUUGUAUUUUGAAAAAAUGUAGGUUGUUACUGUAUUUUAAAAUCAUUAAUGUUAUGACAAUGUAACUGGAAUGUUAUAGUUUAGUUUUAUGUUUGAGCUUAUGUAAGUGUGAUCAUAAUGGUUGCGUAGUAAUUUUACAUGAAAGUCCUAAUAAUUUUUAAUUAUGAACUCAGUCAUUAAAUUAUUCAGUGACCACAAAAUUGAAAUAGUUAAAAAUUUAGAAAAAAAAAAAAAAAAAAAGUAUUGAAGGAAAUGUGAUCAUUAAUUAUUUGAAAAGCUUAAUUAGAGUAAAAUAAAGCAACAGACAGUAUUGAAAAUUAUUUAAUGUAACUGUAAAAAAGAUCAAGUGUCAUUUCCCUUGCUUGAUAACAAUUAAAGGCAAGCUUCUGCAUAGUGGUUCCCUCCUCUUCUUUUGAUGAGAAAAUUUAAUAAAAUGACAAUAUUUAGCAUUUUUCAGUUCAUUCUAAAAUCAUGAAUUUAUAUUUUGUUUAAUUUCAUAUUAUUGUCAAUAGUACUGUGAUAGUUAAUAAAGCUAUAGAUCUGCAUAUUGUUUAAACAAACAAAACAGUAUAUAAAACGUCUGUUGCAAGUUCAAAAUAAUUUUUUCAAGCAAAAUAGUAUGCAUUUUAUAAAAAAAUAUUUUUUACAGUUUAUCCAUAAAAUUAGACUGAAAAUAUUUAUAAGUCUAAGUAAUCUUUGGAAUAUUUAUAAGUCUACAUCUGCUUAUAUAAUUAUUUGCUGCUAUCGUGGUUUUAUUCUCUAAUGUUCAUAUUACUUACAGUUUUAUGUUUAGUAUAUAUGCUUAUAAAUAUUAUGUGUGGAUGUCAAUCAGAAUUUGUUAAUUAGUGAUUUGUUAAGUAUUGUAUAUCUUUAGAAAAUUUAAUUAUAUAAGAGAUUACUUGAACAUGUGAUUUUAAUUUGUGCUUAAUUUGGUCCUUUAAAUUAUUCUAAAAAUUAUUAGAAGUGAAUGCAUCAUAAUGACAGGAAGCAUUGUUUAGAUAUUUUAUGGUUUUUGUCUUUCCUUAGUCUUUUUGUGUUGAAAUAUUACAAUUAUUUUUCGAAGAAGUUUUAAUCAAACUCCUUUGUGCAAAACUACUUCAUAAACAGUAAUUUUUUAGCACUUUAAAUUCAUAAAUUUAAUUUCUAAAAUUUCGUUGUAAAGUGCCUACAAAUCUUUCAGUUUUAUUCCUUUUAUUUUUUUAACAUUUAUUUAUUUCUUGUUUUAAAGUUUUUUAAACCUCUUUUGAUGCAAAAAGUUAUCUUAGAGUUGAAAUUUUUUAAACUCUUUUUGCAUUUAAUUCUUCAUUUUGUUUUUCAAUGUCAUUUUUGGAGAGGGGAAUAAAUAAAAAGGAUUUUUUAUAUUUUUCCAAUUAUUGUGAGACAUUUUUAUGCAUUUAUAACAUUCCAAGCUAUUAUCAGUGUUCAUUAAAGUGCUUCACACUGUAUGUUGCUGUUUUUCUCUUCUUUCUUCUGUAUAAUGUUUUAAUGACUUUACCAUUUAUAUAUUUUAUAUGAAAAAAUUCUAACAUGCUAUGUAAUUGCUAUGAAAGUUUACAAAAUAUAUGGUGCAUUCAAAUUCAAAGAUUUAAUUAUUUUUGGAAAAAAAAAAAAAAAUAUUUACUUUAGAAAAGCUAAAAUUGCUGUCAAUUUAGGUACCCUGAAAACAAAUAUAUUUUUUCACAAUCAUGAUGCAAUGCUUGCAUGUCAGCAGUCAGUGCUGCUUUAGGAGCCUGUUUGAACAACUGAAAAAUCACUGAUGCAAAAAUGGAAGGAUUUGAAAGACCUGUAAUUACAGUGAGUGUUCUUUAACUUUGAAAAAUGCAAAAAAUCACUAGGUGUGAGGCCAAGUGAGCAUGAACAUUUGCUUCAAAGUUGUUGUGAAACUUCUAACAUGAGGCACUCCAAGUCGUUAAAACACUUCUGAACAUUGAACAAGAGUAUUUUCUUGAUGGUAAAGCAUAUUUAUAACCGUUUCAGAUCCCUUUUUUCAACGCUGGAUGGAAUUUUGUGCUCAGAACAUGGGCUGCAGCAUCACUGUAGGGCACACUGUCAAUUUAGCAGUUCUUAAUUAGCUUUUGUUUAACUCAUGCAAUUAUGUUAUCAGACUGGCUGAAACGUCUUUAAUUUGAUUUUAUGUGUAAUUGAUGCACCCACAGAAGCACAUUUUUUCAUCAGUGAUACUAUCUCUACAUGUUUCAUCCUAUUUAUGAUGAAUUUUUUACCGUUUCAUUAUAUGAACUUGGAGAAAAGGGAUAAUUAUACACUGCUCUUCAAACAUAAGCAACACAUUGUUCUUUAGACAAAAGACUUUCCGCUUUAAGUAUCUAAAAUGAUCCAGCUGUGAGACAUGGUAACAAGUUUACAGUUAAGUAAAAGGCUAACUGCAUUCCCCCUUCUGAAACUAUGAAAUUCUUACCUGGUUGAUAACCCUCUGUUCUAAAACAGUUCUUACAUUUUUACUUAUUCCUGUUCCUGUGGUGGUAGGGAGGAAUUAGGAGAUCUUAGAACUUGAAGAUACCUUGUCUUUGUUUGAUUGAUGAUGGCAAAGCCUAUGGAGGAAGUAUAGGAGGCCAUAGUAUUGAAGAUUAUAGUAAUAUUUAAUAAAGUAAGGAGAUGUGCAAUAACCAUUAGAAGUAGUUAAAAGAUUUCUGGUAAUAGCAGCAGUGCUUUAAAUUGUUACUGUGUAUUAGAAAAUUUUGGUCACUGUCAAAUUUAAAGUUUUUAAUUUUCCUUUGGUAGAUGUUUCUCUGAAAGUUAUUAUUAUUUAAAUGCUUAUUCUAAAUUCAGUAAAUUAGAUAUAUCUAAUUGCAUUUAUUUCUUCGUAUAUAUAAAUCUUCUUAAUCUCAGUUCAAAAUCAUAACUUCUUAGAUUAUAAAUACUAUGAUAAUGUUCCCCUAUGCUGAAAGUGGCCUGCGUUUUUGUUUUUUAGAUUAUUCUCACACACAUAUAUGUGUUUAGUAUACUAGAGAUUUUUCUAUGGUUUCCAAGUGAAGAUAUGACACAGAUUGUAUUAUUUUCAUUUUCAUUGAGUUUUUAUGUUUUUAUCAAAGUUGUACUUUAAAACUUAGAGCAUUAUAACUUUAAUAAUUAUUCUGUUAAACAUACUGAGACAAAACACUUUUUCCAAGAGCUUGCAAAGAGUAUAUAUUUUGCUUGGAAGAUCUUAUUUACAGAGAAAUCUCUUCAGAGUAGUUUGGAAUUUUGUAACAUGUUUAUUAGGUGAUAGAAGAUUGGAUCAAACUAUAGUUUUUCUUCAGAAAUUUAAUGCAAAUAAGAUCUUUAUUGAUGAAAUUAUUUUAAACAGAACCUCAGAUUUAGCUUGCAUUAUUGUGAAGGAAAGAAGGAAAAUGCUGUAGAGUUAUUAAAGUAUAAAUCACAUUGAAAUGAAAUUAAGAUAAUUUCCAAAAUGUUGAAUAAAUGUCUCUAAAUAUUUUUAUAAUAUUAAUGCAUAAGUUAACAUAUUUUAUAAGAUGGAAAGUUUGCUAAUAAUAUAAAUAGAGGUUUCAAGUAAUAAAUUUUAUGCUAAUUAUGCAUUACUUCUAAUAAAUUCUUAAGUUUCAGCAAAUAUUAAGUUUUUUAAUUCUGAUUUUUAUUAAAUGCUAAAGAAAAGAAAUUUACUCUGAAUUGGAUUCACUUUCUUUGAAUUGUUCUCAAUAAAUUAGUGUUAUGAUGCCUUCUUUAUCAGCAGGCAGCAUUUGGUAUUCUGCUAAGUGUUAAUAAGUUUUUAAAUUUCUAAAAAUUUGGAGUUGUACUUCAUGUUAAUCAGGUGCAAUUUAACUAAAUAUUGCUUGGAAUGUUUUUGUUCCUGUACACAUAGAUCAUGUGUAAUAAUCAUAUAAUUUAUUAGUAAAUUUAUUUCAAGACUGUAUUAUGUUUCACAUUCAUUAAAAAAAGGCUAAUUUUGCUGAUAAAUGUAAAAUAAAAUGUUUCUUUUGAGUUGCAAUCCCCCCUUAAAAUUAUAUUGAUUCAUAUUUUUUAUGUUCUUCAAAUAGUUUCAAAUUUUAAAACAUGUAUUUUUCUAUUGUUGUUUUUAUGUAUGUUAAAUUUUCCAGUACACAAAGGAAAAAAACAUUCAAAAGUUAAGAGUUUUUAAAAAAAUUGCAUUUAUAGUCAAAGCCUGUAGAAAAAUGUCUUGUAUUAAAAUUAAAUGGCAGCAAUAUUAAUAAAACAGAAUAUUUUCAUUGAGCCAAUUAGAUACUAUUGUACUUAUUAUGCCUAGAUGUUUUCGAUUUUAAUAUGUUAUUAAACCAAAAUACACAGUAUCUGUAAGCAAUACAGUUGUAGCAAAUACGAAACUUCUUUUCUGAUUUUAGAGUGAUUAUAACUGUUCUUUAGUAUUAAGGAGUAUAAGAAUCUUUUUGGCUAUUUAUUCUUUAGUCUGUUAUGUUAUCUGUGAGCUUAAAACUUUGAAAGUCUUAAAACAUUUAUAAAAAGUAAUGUUUAAAAGUUCAUUAAAUCUGAAACUGAUUGGCAAUAAUAAAACAGGAAAUGGAACUUGAUAUAUUUCUGUGCAUAGUUAUGCUCGGUGGUUAAAAUCAGCAAGUGAAUUAAUUAAUGUAACAUCGUGCUUAGUUAAUAUUAUAGGAGGAUAUACUGUUUAUUUAAAUGCAUUUUAAAGUUUAAUUUUUUCUUAUUUUUUUAUCUUUCAAUUAGUAAAAUAAAGUAUGUAAUUGUACAUUUAUAUUAAAAAAUGUGUUUAUCCUUGGAGAUUAUAAUGUUUAUGAAUACUUCGAGUUUAUAAUGUCUUAAAUUUAUGAUGUCUUAAUUUAUUAAAUGAGAUAUUAGUUUUGUUAAGGUAUAAUUAGAUAGUACCAGUUUGUAUUUGUUUGUUGGAAGGUAUAUUUUUCUUAGUGUGACUAAUUCAAAUGAAUUUAUAUGUAAAGAGUUAAUUAUUUUAGAAAUCAGGAUGUAGAGUUACUUGUAAUGAUUAGGGGCUUCCGUGUAAAAGAAUCAUAAAAGUUUCUCAUAUUUAUAUAAUUGAAUUAUAUUUCCUUUGAUGUCUUAGUUAUGAACUAUUCUUAUUGAGAUUAUUUUAAAGUGGUUUUUAUAUGGUGAACUACAUCCUGGGAACAUUUUUGAAAGUAACAAUGUCUUCUGAUUCCAUUUUCUUUGUAUUACAUUCCAUGCUUGAUAAUUGAUUCACUUGUCAGUCAGUUGUUCAUAAUAUAUACUUUUUAUAGUUUAAUUUUGUGAAAUAUAAUGAUAGUGAUGUUAUCAGAAUAUGUAAAAUAAAUUGAAGUAAUUGCGCUUAAGAAUAAAAAAACUUACUUUAAAUUUUCCACCAAACAUAGUUCAUAAAUUGAAUUCAUUUGUAUUAUAUCUCGCUUUAAAAAGCACUAAAAUAAUCUUACACAAUCUAAAAUAAUUAUCAACACUUUUAUUAAAACUGGUUAUAAAUAAUGUAUGCUUAUAAUGCUAUAUACAUUGGUGUAUGGUUAUCUUCAUAUAUUAUAUAUUCAUUUCCAUUCUGAAUAAAUUAAAACUUUUUUAAUUGCAGAGAAAAAUUAAUUUACGUAUUAUUGUAAUUUUCCUUCUCUCUCUUUAUUUUCUUUAAUGUAAAGUUUUUUUCACUAUCUACAUAUCAGAAAAUACAUUGUUUAUACCUUUGUUAUUCCUGCUUUAUAAUCAUCAUGUGUUCUAUUGGAUGAAUACUUAAAUGGGUACUUCUUUGAGCUUGAAGUUAUGUUACUGAAUAAAAGAAGACUGACGAACCUUUAAAAACUAGUUACUAGAUUGGAUAAAUUAUUAGCUAUGAGUUUUAUUAUAAUGAAAAUAAUUGUAUGAAAGUCUUGAAAUUGUCCAGAUUUGAAGACAGAAUUUAUUUUAAAAAUAAUUGCUAAAUGAAGAAGUUACUGAUAUAAUUUCAGGCCAUUCAUUCUUGAGAGAAAAGCAUUUAUGAUUGAGAAGAGUCGAAAUUUGUCAUGGAAAGCUUUAGUAUCUGACUGGGACGUAAUAUAGUUAUAAGACUGCUUUUAUAGUAAAUAUUGAGGUUAAUAUAAAUAUUGUUUCAACAGUUAAUAAUGUGAAAUGUGCAAUAAAGCAGGACUAACUUGGAAUAUAUUGAAGAGAGAAAAGGUGUGGUAUAGUUUAAUUAUGCUGAUGUUUAUGUAUAAUUAAUUAUAAUGAAGUAUUAAUAAAUAUUUAUAAUUAUUAAUAAAUAUUUAAAGUUUGUAACUAAGAAAUGUUUUAUUAUAAUCAGCGCUGUUACUGAUGAAAGUCGUAUUGUUAAUAGUUAUCAGCAAUUUUAUGAAAGAUUUUGUAAUAAUGUUUAAAAAAUUUUCUUUACUGUGGUAAAUUUUAGGGAAAUGGUGUAAUAGUUGUUGUAGUGCAAAGUUUGCAAAAUGAUUUUUUUUUUUUUUUUUGGAUGAAAUUUAAAUUAGUAUUAUCAAGGAAUGUAUAGAAGGUAACUGUUGUGAUUUGUACUUUUCAGAAGAAACAUCACUCCAUCUGUUAAAUUUUAGAGCACUGAUCAUUAUGUGAUAAUUUGAUAGAUGAUCCUGCUAUGAACAAAUAAUUUAUGAUUUUUUUUCAAUCAUAAAUUAGCUUUUUAUGCUCUUCCAAACACUUCUUUUUCUGCUUUAUUUUGUUAUGAGAAAGCAUUAAAAGAUUAUUAUGUGAUGUUUAUGUCUGAAUAUAUUUAGUGUUAGUGUUUCUGUGGAUGUUUGUUUUUUCUUGUAUUCAUUGAGAUAUGUAUGGUGUGCAUAUACUUGCAACAGAAAAUAAAUGUGGUAAGCAUUUCAUGUCAAAAGAAGUGACUUGCAUUACUAUCACAGCACUUGAUAUGAAUUUUCUAUGUACAUUAGAAUGCAAAUAAGGAUUUUGUUUUUCAGUAUAAUUUUUCUUUAUACAGAUUUAUUUUUUUGGUAUCUUUUAGGCAUUUUAUUUAGUAAAGGCCUGUACUUAUAUAAUGUGUAUGUAUCUUGCAAUCAAAGUCUAGUCUUUCUUGCUAAAUGUUAUUUAUCAGAUAGGAUUGUAAGUCUGUUGAAUGUUUUGUUGUUUGGGAGGUAUUUGUGUUCAGAAAAUAAAAUACAUUUAACUUUCCA